This is a messenger RNA of Jaminaea rosea, 640 nucleotides long. RefSeq lists its product as hypothetical. The record is from RefSeq and is a predicted model, not a curated record. Lineage: Eukaryota; Fungi; Basidiomycota; Exobasidiomycetes; Microstromatales. The transcript has 6 exons. The coding region runs from base 1 to 510 and encodes 169 amino acids.
AUGAUCGCGAAGCCAGCCUGUCUACUCGCGCUGAGCGCCUUCUUCCUUACUUUUGCCCACGCCUGUGUCAUCACUGGCAAUACCACGCUCACCGAACGAGACUGGCGAGACUAUGCACCUGCCCUAUGCACAGACAAGAAUUACCACUGCCUGACUGUCGAGAUCCGAGAUCAUUUCUUCAUCGGCUUCAAGCACCUCUACUGCGACAUCAGUAGGCAGGAGGACGAGCAAGCUCCGGAGCCUAGAUGGCGGACGUAUUUCUUUGAUGGCGUCUGUGAAGGUCAAAUUGCGAUGAAAUGUUUCUCCGAUCAGCAUAUUCGCACUCGAGGCCUGACCUCGUUCAGCUUCGGCCGCAAAGCCAAUCACAGCUCCGAGUUCAGCACGACCGACCCUAACGUCAAGGGACAGACAAGUGACCUACAGGUGGUCACCUUGACACCCGGCAAGGAGGUCCAGCGAAGUAAGACGCCUUGGGUCGAUUUUCAGCUUGCGUGCAGAUUUGACAAGUAGACAGAGGAGAGGGGCUGCGGCUGGGUCGCCUCGCAUUGCUGUGCUUUGCGCCGCUCCUCAGCAUCAUCUGCACCAACUCGAGCUUUUGACCUGAUGUAUGCGUAUAUGCUUAUAUUGUUUUUGAGUUGAG